This is a messenger RNA of Centruroides sculpturatus (bark scorpion), 2193 nucleotides long. RefSeq lists its product as uncharacterized. The transcript has 5 exons. Lineage: Eukaryota; Metazoa; Arthropoda; Arachnida; Scorpiones; Buthidae. Bases 248 to 2026 code for a protein of 592 amino acids. The record is from RefSeq and is a predicted model, not a curated record.
ACUACCACCACCCACUCUCACAAAUGGAAUCUCCUCGACUGGCAUGAGGCGCUCGUGUCAGUUUGCAGAAAGUUUGUAUCGGGUUAUUCGCCGAAAUCACCCGUCUUAGCCGGCGACAUGAGAACCUGUCGAGUGUCGUUUCUACAGGAUUAUUACUUCACCCUCUUUUGAAGACCACUCUACCCGAUCCUUAACUCUCCAUGAAGUUAACAGUAACCGAUGACGUAACGGAUCAAUUUCCUUCGUCAUGAAGCACUUCGUAGAUGGCAUUCUCGUUAUAUUUACGUGUUUCGUCAUUGUCUCCCCCCUGCAAGAUUUUCCAUCCGAAAGUACGUACGGAAACACUACAACGGAACUCCCCUGUAAUCCGGAAAGUGGUGGAUGCAACACCACAGAAACCGGAGCUACAGGCCCCGAAACUACUACGUCUAACGUAACAAAUACACCACUUUUUGACGAAAACAAUACAACGUUAUGCCCCGAAAACGGAUGCCAAACUGAAUCAUCUAGUCUAGAAAUUACAACAGAGGCCAUAGGUUACGACAAUGGUACCGUUGUCACGCAUGCCAACGUUAAUUCGAGUGAACCUAUUGAGGAAUCGACGACAGUCGUAGGUGGUAACGUAACCGAAGCUGAAACACAAUUACCAGACGUCACUAACUCUACCGAAUCUCGAAGUACAGUAACAGAAACCAGCACCCAACCUUUAAGUGAAAGCGAUUCGUGGGUUAAUGUUACGACGUAUCCGGACGAUUCGUAUAAUUCUUCUGUUACUGAGGUUGUAUCUACGUCUACAGAUACAGUAGAAGCGAUUAACUCGUCUUUAAUCGUAACAAAUGUAACGUCCGAAAUAGGAAACUACUCUGAAGUUAACGUAACAACAGAAGACUAUUCCGAAACGGCUACAGAAAUGUCUAACCAUACUGAAGAUACUACGAACGUUACUUGGACUGAUACGCCACUGUUCGAUACAAAUACCACGUUGCGUAACGCUUCGACAACGGAAUUUCCGUUAUUUAUAAACAGUACAAACGAGACAACGGAAGCUGUUACUGUAGAAACGUCCGAAACUGUCGACGAUUUCGGCAACGUUACGAACGAACCUCAUGAAAUUUCGAACGUAACGACAGUUUCCGACAGUCCGACAACAGAAUCCGUUACGAAUUACACAACAGUUUACGAUCUACCCACCGUGACUCCUCAUAGAAAUUAUCUGACAGUGGAAAUCAGGAUCAAUUGUUCGAGUAAUGAAGAACAGAGAGAGAUUUCGUCGUCCCUGGCCGAAUUCCUGAACACCAGCCUGAAGGAUUCGAACGAGUGUUACGUUACGAGAAACGUCACACUGAUAGUUCCCAACGAUAAGGUGGAAUACUUAAAAAUCUCUCAAUUCCUGAUGGAGAAGUACCACACAAUCCGACUAGUCAGAAUAUGGAGUAACGCUAGGGAUUUCAACGGGACCUUAGACACUGUUACGGUGGUCGAUGACGUAACCGAAAGAGAAGUGGUCCUGUAUGUUUCGUUAGGCGUGUGCCUCGGCAUCGUCCUUCUAUUUGCUGUGGCCAUCACGUGCUUCAAGUGUUUUCGAAAGCGAUCGAACAAACCGUUGGAUCUGGAUGUACCACACCUGAACCUCCGCCUUGAAGACUAUACGCUAACUCGCAUCCCCCGGCCCAACACUGUCUAUUUGGAUUACUAUCGGGGCCCCAUCAUUAACGAUAGGUACUCUUCCGCCCCCCUCGGUAAUUCCGUCAAUUCUACCAAUUCCGAGAGGGGGUUGAUCCAGCCUUUCGAUACCAGCGUGGUUCCUCUGGAGGACGCCAAGAAACUGGAAGAGCUGAGCGCUCCCGUCACGCGCAACGAAACCAAUUGCCCCUCCACCCCCCUGCGUACUUUCGGUAGAAAAGACUGGAAGAACGGAGACGGUCUUAUAUACGAGAACAUUAUGUCGUCGUCCACCGAAAAACUACAUUCGGAUUUUUUUAAGAGCGGGAACAGAGGUCAAGACAACCCCACGUUCGCAGCUUAGGGAUCGCCCUCGAAAAACACUAGAUCUGUAUCAUAGUUUAUCUCUGUCAUUAUCCGAGCCAAAGAUUAUUGGUCCUUUUCGAAGGAUACGAGAUGCCAACGUUGUUCUUUAUCCGUACAAAUAAUAGUUACUGUGUAUUUUGUGAAAUAAAGUUACACCGUGGAAAA